This is a messenger RNA of Capsicum annuum, 1070 nucleotides long. RefSeq lists its product as uncharacterized. Lineage: Eukaryota; Viridiplantae; Streptophyta; Magnoliopsida; Solanales; Solanaceae. Gene Ontology annotation, molecular function: S-adenosylmethionine-dependent methyltransferase activity. The transcript is spliced from 3 exons. The record is from RefSeq and is a predicted model, not a curated record. The coding region runs from base 23 to 943 and encodes 306 amino acids.
AAUUUUUCAACAAUUGAGGAACAUGAAAAGCCCAAAGAAAAAUGAUAAAUUGAUCUCUACGUUCACCAAAGCCGAACGAGUCAUGUUUCUCACCAAAGCUCCAAAUUCCCAUCCCAAAAUAUGGGAAUCCACAAAUUCCUCAAAAUCACACUUGUUUCCUCUUCCAUCAAAAAUCAAAAUAAUUCCAAAAGCCUAUAAUAAUGAAGAUAACAAUUCAACAGUAUCAACAGCAGGCAAAAUCAAACGUAUGGUCCUUAGUCAAGAUGGAAGAACCAAACUCAACACUUUACCAGACAGGGAAUUUUAUGCCUACCCAAGAUUUGUCACACACGUUGACGACCGUUUCAUUUCCAAUUUAACAAAUCUUUACAGGAAAUAUUUGAGGGCUGAAUUUGAGAUUCUUGAUCUUAUGAGCUCAUGGGUGAGUCAUUUACCAGAGGAAGUCAAGUACAAAAGGGUGGUAGGUCAUGGACUUAAUGCCCAAGAGCUAGCAAAAAAUCCCAGGUUGGAUUAUUUCUUUGUGAAGGAUUUGAAUAAAGAUCAGAAACUUGAGUUUGAAAAUUGCAGCUUUGAUGCUGUUUUAUGUACUGUCAGUGUGCAGUAUCUUCAACAGCCUGAGAAGGUAUUGGCGGAAGUAUUUGGAAUUCUAAAACCAGGAGGAGUGUUUAUUGUAAGUUUCAGUAACAGACUGUUCUACGAGAAAGCAAUUAGUGCAUGGAGGGAUGGUACAGGGCAUGGGAGAGUGCAACUUGUGGUACAAUAUUUUCAAUGUGUUGAAGGAUUUACACAGCCAGAAGUAAUUAGUAAAUUACCAACUGAUGAUGAUCAAGAAAACAAAUCACCUUUGAGUAGGAUAAUGCGGCUUAUAGGGUUGGUAUCAGCUUCAUCUGAUCCUUUUUACGCAGUUAUUGCUUAUAGAAACUUUAAGCCAGUGCAUGAAUGAAUUUGUUUUCAUAUAUUAUUAAGUUCAAUUUGUAUAAAACUUGGGUAUAUAUAUAAUUCUGUGACAUUUUAAUUUGUAAUGAGUAACCAAAAAUCAUAUGCUGAAAUUAUGUAAUAUUUACAAGUCA